UGAGAGCAGGAUGUGGCCACUUUAUCCCUCACAGCUAAAGUUUUCAGCCCCAGAGUCCUAGCUUUGCCUCGGGACAAUUUAGGUUUGCUGCUGAGAGCCAAAUGUGAAGAAGAAACCUGGAGCCAAGGAAGCUCGCCAGAGCUCUGCGGAGAGGGCCAGAGCCUUGCUGAAGGAGACAGAGAGAGGAAAACAAGUUUAAAAAUCCUCCACGAAGUGUGCUAUGCUCUGCCAUUUAUUCCCAAAGCUCCUGGAGGCAUUCCCCUCAGGAAAGGUGGAGUUGGUGGCUAGACGCCGGAUGUGAGAAGACCUCCUGGGAGGACGGACUAAUCCAUUUUUUGAAUUUCCUAUGUGGGGACAGUCUUAGAGCCCCGGCAAGGCUUUGAGACGCCCCGAAGAUGAGUGCUAACAGCCACGCCGUGAGCCAACUUCUCUGGCAGGGCCCCAUGUGCGUUGGCUGGAAGCGGGAUCUGGAAGGGGCGGUCUACCAUCUGGCCAACUGCUUGUUGCUCCUGGGCUUCAUGGGGGGCAGCGGGGUGUAUGGAUGCUUCUACCUCUUUGGCUUCCUGGGCACGGGCUACGUGUGCUGUGUGAUGUGGGGCUGGUUUGAUGCUUGCGGCCUGGACAUCAUCCUCUGGAGCUUCCUGCUGGCAAUGGCCUGCCUGCUCCAGCUGGCUUACCUGAUCUACCGCCUGCGCAGGAACACCCUCCCUGAGGAGUUCGAAGUCCUCUACAAGACACUGUGUCUACCCCUGCAGGUGCCUCUGCAGGUGUACAAGGAGAUUGUUCACUGCUGUGAGGAGCAGGUCUUGACUUUGGCCACUGAGCAGACUUACGCGGUGGAGGGCGAGACACCCAUCAACCGCCUGUCCCUGCUACUCUCUGGCCGGGUUCGUGUGAGCCAGGAUGGGCAGUUUCUGCACUACAUCUUCCCUUACCAGUUCAUGGACUCUCCUGAGUGGGAAUCGCUGCAGCCUUCAGAGGAGGGAGUGUUCCAGGUCACUCUGACUGCCGAGACCCCGUGUAGCUACAUUUCCUGGCCCCGGAAAAGUCUCCACCUUCUUUUGACCAAAGAGCGAUACAUUUCCCACCUCUUCUCGGCCCUGCUGGGCUAUGACAUCUCAGAGAAGCUCUACGCUCUCAAUGACAAGCUCUUUGCCAAGUUUGGGCUGUGCUUCGACAUCCGCCUCCCCAGCCUCUACCACGUCCUGGGGCCUGCGGCCUCCGAUACAGGGCCAGAGUCGGAGAAGGAUGAUGAGGAAGCCCGUGAACCAGCCAUGCCCACAUCCGCCCAGCAAACACCCCCUCGCUCUCCUCUUCCGGCUUCUGCCGGCCCCCCUGCACCUCCUUCCCGGGCCAGGAUGUCCAGGCCCGACAGCGGCCUCCUGGCUUCUAGAACUCCUCUCCAUAGUUACUCUCAAGUUAUGUCCAGGGGACAGGCCCCCUUGGCUCCAACCCACACUCCUGAACUUUAAGGAUCCACAGGCUACCUUUUUCUCCGGCCACACGAAUCUUCACAGAGGGGUCACCUGAGUGCACACCCCGUCUUACCCACUAGAAGGCUCCUGGGCCAGGUCGGAGCAGACCCAGGAGACGCCGGUGCUAUAGCUACGCCAAGGGCCCCCAGCAGCUUGUGCCGAUUUGCCCUCACCAGCAUUCCUUCCAGAAGAAGGCACCCAAAAAUGCAAAAGCACUGAUUGCAUCCUUCACUAACUGCAGAAUCUUGGGCAAGUUCCAGAGGCUCUCUGAGCCUCUCCUGUAAAGUUGGGACUUAUAAAACCCAUCUCACAGGGUUGUUGUGAGCAUCGAAUGAGAUGACUUAGGUAACGCACCUCAGACAUGGCGUGGCACCUCGUAAGCACUCAAUAAAUCACUCGGGCUUUUUUCCCUUGUUGUUUCUUGGAACUGUCUGAAAGGGUCUCUGAAGUCAGCUAGCCAAGAAGUUUUCACGGUUUGCUAGUUUGUUUGUUGUUUUUUCCAGUUAGAUUCAAUUUAUGGAAGUAGAAAUUUAAAAACCUAGUUUUCCCUUAAGCUUUUAAGUUCAACUUACAAAUCUCUUGUUCUGUUUAGGACCCUAGCAUUAAACAAUAGUUUUUAGGGGGACUUUAACAAACUCAGUUAAUUAAAUUUCCUUAAAUAUUUUAAAGUGGGUUUAUACAUUUAACACAUUCUAUUUUACUUUUUCCAACAUAUAUUCCAGUUAUCCAUUGUUGUGUAACAUUCAUACCUGAAAUGGUGACUUCCAUAGUUUAUUUUGCUGAUGCAUGUGGGGCUUGACUGGGCCCCGCUGGGCUAUUCUCACUCAAGGUCUCUCAUGCUGUCAUGUUCAGAUGGUGGCUUGGGCUAGAGUCAUCUCCAAGACUUCUUCACUCAUGUUUGGGGCCUAAUCUGGGGACACUCAAACAGCUGAGGACCGAAACAGCUGGGAGUCCUGGGGCAUCUCUCUCUCUCUCUCUCUUUCUCUCUCUCAAUAGUUUGUUCAUUGUGUUGCUGUUUGCAAAAUUGCUGUUGCAGUUACUUGUUACAUGAAUAUACCAUAAUUUAUUUGUCAAUUCUACUGUUGAUGGGCAUUUGGGUUGUUUCUAGCUUGGGGUGAUUAUGAGUAGUACUGGUAUAAGCACUCUUGAAUGCAUUUCUUGGUACACAUAUGUGUACAUUUCUGCGGCAUAUACCUAAGACUGAAAUUACUCAAGUAUUGGGUACGUGUAUGUUCAACUACAGUAAAUACUGCCAAACAGUUCCCUAAGUGAUUGUACCAAUUAAUAUUUCCACCAGCAGUAUGUGAGAGUUCUAGAUGUUUCUCAUCCUCCCAAUGGUUGACCCUUGUCAUUUUAAAAAAAUAUUUUAGCCAUUUGGGUGUAGGUAACAGCAUAUUGUUGUGGUUUUAAUUUUCAUCUCCCUGAAGAGUAAUAAGGUUGAGUAUUUUUUCAUGUUUUUAUUAGCCGUAUAGAUACCCUCUAUUGUGAAGUGUCUAUUCUUAUUCUUACCCAUUUCUCUAUUUGUUUGUAUGCUUUUGCUUAUCGACUUAAAAUAAUUCUUCAAAUAUUCAAGUUAAAAGUCCUUCAUUGCUUA
Messenger RNA from Callorhinus ursinus (northern fur seal), 3069 nucleotides. RefSeq names its product popeye domain cAMP effector 2 (gene POPDC2). Gene Ontology annotation, biological process: regulation of membrane potential; heart development; striated muscle cell differentiation. Gene Ontology annotation, molecular function: cAMP binding. Lineage: Eukaryota; Metazoa; Chordata; Mammalia; Carnivora; Otariidae. The record is from RefSeq and is a predicted model, not a curated record. Gene Ontology annotation, cellular component: sarcolemma.